AACCACAACGUUGAUUUUAAUUCUUUACGAUGUUGUGAAGCUGUGGUUUAGCCACCACGUUUCUUUACACACGGACUCAAAUCAAAACACGACUUUGUUUGUUUGCUAGCUGUAGCUAAUGCUAACAACAAAGGUUUUCUACGAGUCGACUGCUUUUGCCGGCAGAAAUGAUGGAUUCGUGCUUAGCCGGGAUGCCGGACAGAUCGGAGCCGGUGGAGGUGGAGGACAUUAAGCGGAACCUGCUGGGUGAAUUCGAGUUCUCUCCAGCUCAGGUCAGCGCGCCUCCUCAGACGGAAAACCUGCAGGUGUACCUCAGGGUCCGGCCCUUCACCGCAGCCGAGAGCCACAGCAGAGACUCCCAGGACUGUGUGACCAUCGAGGGCCCCGACACCGUGGCCUUGAAGGCCCCCAGAAUGAGUGAGAAGCCCCCCCCUCAGACGGCGCAGCGCUUCACCUUCACGCAGGUGUUCGGUCCGGACGCCGGUCAGAGGCAGGUGUUCAACGGUUCGGUUCGGGGUCUGGUCCGGGACGUUCUGCAGGGAGGAAACUGUCUGGUGUUCACAUACGGAGUCACCAACGCCGGGAAGACCUUCACCUUCCUCGGUCCGGAGCACGACUCCGGCCUGCUGCCGCGGUCGCUGGCGGUCAUCUUCAACAGCAUCGAGGACCGCCUGUACAGCCGCAACGACCUGAAGCCUCAGCGCUGCAAAGACUUCAGCAGACUGACGGCGGAGCAGCAGGCGGCGGAGAGCAGCAGCAAGGGGAGCCUGCUGAGGCUGUUCAAGGAGACCGACAGGACGCAGACGUCUGGAAGGUCCACUUUUCUGGAAGGCUCGUCUCUGAGCAGCGACAGCAGCGUUUCUGAGCCCGACAGCUUCUGUCUGGACGUUUCCUCCAACCUUCGCUUCUCCGUUUGGGUCUCGUUCUGUGAGAUUUACAACGAGAGCAUCCACGACCUGCUGGAACAGGUUCCCGCCAUUCACCAGAGGAGGACGGUGCUGCGGCUGUCUCAGGACGUGAAGGGAAACUCCUUCAUCAAAGACCUGCGCUGGAUCCAGGUCAACAGUUCUGAGGAGGCCUACAGAAUCAUGAAGAUCGGGAAGAAGAACCAGAGCUUCUCGUCCACGCGGCUGAACUAUCUGUCCAGCAGGAGCCACAGCAUCUUCUCCAUCCGGAUCCUCAGAGUGGACGACAGCGGCGUUCCCAGAGUGCUCGGCGUCAGCGAGCUGGCGCUCUGCGACCUGGCCGGGUCCGAGCGCUGCUCCCGGACUCACAACACCGGCGAGCGUCUGAAGGAGGCGGGGAACAUCAACAGCUCUCUGCUCACGCUCGGGAAGUGCAUCAACGCCAUGAGGCUCAACCAGAACUCCAAGUUUCAGCACCACGUCCCCUUCAGGGAGUCCAAGCUCACGCACUUCCUCCAGAACUUCUUCAGCGGCGCCGGCCGCGUCUGCAUGGUGGUCAACAUCAACCAGAACUCCAGCUUCUUCGACGAGACGCUCAACGUCCUCAAGUUCUCCGCACUCGCGCAGAAGGUGGUGGUGCUGAGCUCCCAGCCGGAGCUCCCAGGUAACUCGGACCCAAACAAGAUGGCCGUUGACCUGUCCAUCAUCAUCAAUGAAGCCGAGCAGCGCCGGAACCAGCUGAGGCGGGGCCGGAAGAGCUCGCUGGUGCCCUGGGAGACCAGCCUGGAGGACGUGCAGGAAGACGAGGACGACGAUGAAGAGGAGGAGGAGGACAGCAUGAUGGAGGGCACUGUGCUGGAAGCGGGAGAGGAAGAGGAAGUAGAUGUGACCAUGGAGGAUGAGGAGCAGCGUCCCGACAGAGAGGCGGCGCUGCGUUUGGUUCUGGAAGCACAGAUCCGGGAAGAAGUCAGCACCGAGUUCAUGGAGCUUUUCAAGAAGAUGGAACAGGACUACAGCGAGCGCUUGGAGAAAGAGCGGGAAAUCCUGGAGGAACGAGCGGAUAAGAGGGUGGAGAUUCUGAAGAAGCUGGUGGAAAAAAGUGUCGACCCUUCAGCUGCCAAAACCGACAGAAAUGAGGAGACGCCGACGGCGGCCUUGGAGGAAAUCAUCAGCUCCAUGAGCGAAGAUCUGCAGAGGAUCCGGGAGGGAGCUCAGAGCGUCCACCAAUGUCUGGCCGAGGAGACGCAGGCGGCAGAGAUGGAAGCGCUGCGAUUGGAGAAUCAGCGAUCACAUGACCAGCUCCAGGAAACAUUACAGAGUCUGGAGCAGCAGGAGCAGAAGCUCCGGGAGCUGACGGAGGUCUGCCGCCAGCAGGAGGAGGUCAUCGUCAGACUGAAGGAGACAGACAAGGAGCUCACCUGCAGAUGCAUGAGGGGAGGCGGAGCCAAGGAGGCGAAGGAGGAGAGCGGCAAACGCCAGCGGGAUUCAGCAGAGGAGAGCGGAGGACCAGCCAGGAAGAGAGUGCUGUUGGAGGAGGAGAUCUGGAGGCUCCAGGAGGAAAACGAGAAGAAGGAGAAGGCGAUAGCUGAGCUGCAGAAGAAGGAGGAGAGGAGGAGGAGCCUGGAGGAGGAGGUGAAGCAGCUGAAGGAGGAGCAGGAGCUGCUGGAGCAGAAGGUCUUGAUGUUGAGCGACCUGGACGCCUGUCAGAACUGCGACUCGGUUCUGGCGUCUCUGGAGGCGGAGCAGCGGGAGUCCGCCCGGCUGCAGAAGGAGAACAAAGCUCUGGUGAACGGGAUCUUCCAGCUGCAGACCGAGGUGACCGCUCUGCAGGAACAGCUCAGCCAGCGAACCGCCACGGCUGACGGCCUAUCAGAGCAGCUCGACGCAGCCAAGUCCCGCCUCCAGGACCUGGAGAGCCAAUUAGAAGAGAAGACGGCGGCCGCCAGCAGCUUCAGGGAGGAAGUGGAGCGCCUGAAGCUGAGGCUGAAGGAGGAAGAGGGGCGGAGCAGCAGCGUGUUUCACGCCACCAUAGAGCAGCUGACGAAGGAGAGCCAGGCGGCGCUGCAGAGAUCCGCCGAGAAAUCCCAGAGGAUCGAGGAGCUUCAGGAGGAGAAGAUCCGGCUGGAGGAUCAGCUGAAGCAGAGCCUCAACAGGUGUGAGGAGCUGACCCGACAGCUGUCCAGUCAGAGAGCAGAGCUCCUGCAGCUGCAGGAGCAGAGGGCGGAGCUAGAGGCAGAAGGCGGGGCUCUGCGAGGGAGGCUGCAGGAGAUGGAGAGAUCAGAGGAGAGGAGGAGGGAUCAGGAGAAGGAGGCGCGUGAGCUGCAGGACGUCCUGCUGCAGAAGGACCGCCUCCUGGACGAGAGCCUGCAGCAGACGGAGGCUCUGAGACGAGAGCUGCAGCGGCUGAAGGAGGAGCUGAGGAGGGGGGAGGAGGAGAAGGAGAACCGGGGCUGUGAGGAGAGGAUGAGGAGGAGGCAGCAGGAGACCGACGGAGAGGAGGAGGUGUGCUUACAGGACGUCCCGUCGCCUCUGAGGAACAGCCGGAGGAAAAGCCCCAAAGCCGUGAGGGGGAAGAGGAAGAGCGUGGAGGUGGAGGACCUGGUCUUCAGUGAGAACAAGAGGAACAGGGGGAGGGGCGGGGCUCUGAGCAGCAGACAGGAGCAGAAAGCGUCUGCGGUGAUCUUCGACUCGCCCUCCAAAGCCAAAGGUCUGGUGGAGGCAGGAGCCACUAAACCCCGUCGAGGGCGCAGAAAGCUUCUAAAGACGGGGACGUCGACGCCGCUGCUCGAUUCCCCUCAGAUGGUGUUGGAAGGAGCAGAUGAAGACAAAGAGAGCGACCACCUGAUCAUCAAGAGGAAGCUGCGCUCUAAAACGGGCAGGAAGUGAUGUCAUCGACCGUGAAAACAUGUACAGAUUUUAUAUUGUCUCAGGAUCAAUAAAGAACAGAAGAUAAUGUCA
Oryzias melastigma (Indian medaka) is the source of this 3863-nucleotide messenger RNA. RefSeq names its product kinesin-like protein KIF20A. Gene Ontology annotation, cellular component: nucleus; spindle microtubule. The record is from RefSeq and is a predicted model, not a curated record. Lineage: Eukaryota; Metazoa; Chordata; Actinopteri; Beloniformes; Adrianichthyidae. Bases 168 to 3791 code for a protein of 1207 amino acids. Gene Ontology annotation, biological process: mitotic spindle assembly; microtubule-based movement. Gene Ontology annotation, molecular function: ATP binding; plus-end-directed microtubule motor activity; microtubule binding. The transcript has 32 exons.